Numida meleagris (helmeted guineafowl) is the source of this 6517-nucleotide messenger RNA. RefSeq names its product fem-1 homolog C (gene FEM1C). Gene Ontology annotation, molecular function: protein binding. The transcript has 3 exons. The record is from RefSeq and is a predicted model, not a curated record. NCBI's taxonomy places the organism in Eukaryota, Metazoa, Chordata, Aves, Galliformes, Numididae. The coding region runs from base 369 to 2222 and encodes 617 amino acids.
GCCACCAGUGGCUGCGGGGCGCCCGCGCGGUUUCUUCAUUGGAGGCCGCCCUGCCUGCCAGGCUACGCUGCGUCCGGGUGCGCGGCCGCGGCUGAGCGUCGGCGGCGGGCUGCGGUCUGUUAUGGAGGCGCUGGAACGGGUGGAGGGCGCGUCCGCGUGAAGGCGGCGGCAGAGAGAGAGAUCUGUCAAGUGGAGCCGGUGAUUGGUCUGGACCUUGCUCACGGACUCCAUGUUGUCCCGUCUAGGUAAAAACGACCCGAGAGAAAUUUGCGGGCUUGCUGUUCAGCGGUUGUGCUGCCAGGAGAUUCCUGCUUGUGACUGAAGGAAGCAGGCGUGCAUCUGCCCGGAGCUGGAGAGGCGCAGGCUAGAUGGAUCUAAAGACAGCCGUGUUCAACGCAGCUCGUGAAGGCAAGCUGCGGCUCCUUUCCAAGUUGCUGGCGAGCAAAACAAAAGAAGAGGUGGCCUUGCUGAUGUCCGAAAAAACCGAUGGUGCCACACCACUUCUGGUGGCAGCCCGUUACGGUCACCUUGACAUGGUGGAGUACUUGUUGGACCAUUGCUCCGCAUCGAUAGAAGUUGGUGGUUCGGUCAGUUUUGAUGGUGAGACCAUUGAGGGAGCUCCGCCGCUCUGGGCAGCGUCCGCUGCCGGGCACUUGAACGUGGUUCAGUCCCUGUUGGAUCGCGGUGCUUCUGUCAACAACACAACUCUGACAAAUUCGACUCCCCUGAGAGCUGCCUGCUUUGAUGGCCACCUGGAAAUAGUGAAGUACCUUGUGGAGCACAAAGCAGACCUGGAAGUAUCAAACCGCCACGGGCACACGUGCUUGAUGAUUUCCUGUUACAAAGGCCACAAAGAAAUUGCUCAGUAUUUACUUGAAAAAGGAGCUGAUGUUAACAGAAAAAGUGUUAAAGGAAACACCGCAUUACAUGAUUGUGCAGAAUCUGGAAGUUUGGAGAUCAUGAAGAUGCUUCUCAAGUAUUGUGCUAAAAUGGAAAAGGAUGGUUAUGGAAUGACUCCACUUCUGUCAGCUAGUGUGACAGGCCACACAAAUAUUGUGGACUUUCUGACCCAGCAUGUUCAAACCAGCAAGGCUGAGUGCAUAAACGCUCUGGAACUUCUAGGAGCAACGUUUGUUGACAAAAAGAGAGACCUUCUUGGUGCUUUGAAGUACUGGAAGCGAGCUAUGGAAAUGAGAUACAGCGAUAGAACUAACAUCCUGAGCAAACCCGUGCCACAAACACUAAUUAUGGCCUAUGCUUAUGCUAAAGAGGUAAACAGCUCAGAAGAGCUGGAAAAUCUUAUUGCUGACCCCGAUGAAAUGAGAAUGCAAGCUCUGUUAAUUAGAGAACGUAUUCUUGGCCCAUCUCACCCAGAUACAUCCUACUAUAUUAGAUACAGAGGUGCUGUCUAUGCGGACUCUGGAAACUUUAAGCGUUGCAUCAACUUAUGGAAAUACGCUUUGGACAUGCAGCAGAGCAAUCUAGAUCCACUGAGCCCUAUGACAUCCAGCAGUUUACUGUCAUUUGCUGAACUUUUCUCCUUCAUGCUGCAGGAUAGGGCAAAAGGCCUACUAGGCACUACUGUUACAUUUGAUGAUCUGAUGGGCAUACUGUGCAAAAGUGUUCUUGAAAUAGAGCGGGCCAUGAAACAAACCCAGUGUCCUCCUGAUCCAAUACAACUGAACAAAGCCCUUGCCAUCAUUUUGCAUUUAAUUUGCUUGUUGGAGAAGGUACCUUGCAGUUCAGAACAGGAGUAUUUUAAGAAACAGACUAUUUAUAAGUUUCUUAAGCUUCAGCCUAGAGGGAAGAAUAGCUUCAGUCCACUUCACCUUGCUGUUGACAAUAGUACUACGUGUGUGGGUCGCUACCCAGUUUGUAAAUUCCCUUCUCUACAAGUUACUGCUAUCUUGGUGGAAUGUGGUGCUGAUGUAAAUGUCAGAGACUCUGAUAACAAUAGUCCAUUGCACAUUGCUGCACUGAACAACCAUCCAGACAUCAUGAAUUUUCUCAUUAAUUCAGGUUCACACUUUGAUGCCACAAACUCGCAUAGAAAAACUGCUAGUGAUCUGCUGGAUGAUAAAGAAAUAGCCAAAAACUUAAUCCAGCCCAUAAAUCAUAUUACAUUGCAGUGUCUUGCUGCUCGUGUUGUAGUGAAUCGUAACAUACGCUAUUCAGGCCACAUCCCUGAAAAACUAGAGAACUUUAUUUUACUCCAUAGAUGAUAGUGUGAAGCCCCAGAGUACUGUUUUCUCUGCAGCACGACUAAGUGACAAUGUUUUCCUUUGAAUAAUGUUUGACACACCAGCAUUCUCUUAGCUUGCUCCAUCUUGCUUUCAUUGGUUAAAGCAUUGUUAGCAUCAGUUUGGCAGAGUUGGUUACCCAGUAUUUAAUGUAUGCCAUAUAUUAUAUUUUGUGGGUUAAUUAGAAAUGAAAUGCCAUAUUUAGACUCUUAAAAUUGUUUGCCAAAGGCUUGUCUAUUAUUGCCUGAUGGCUGUUUGGAACUGAGUUGAGUGUUUUCCACUGAAGUCUUAUACUAUAACUGUUGUGUGGAUUUUAUACAGCUGGAAGGUCAUCUUUUUGUGUUUUUUUUUUUUCUUGAGCAUUUCUACUCUCUUCAUUUGUAUGGACUCAUUGCUAAACUGUUUAAGUUGGAUGGACUUGUUAACGUUUGCAACUACCAUAAGUGCUUUUAUCUUUUCUAUGCACUGGUUGAGUUAUGACUGUUGCGUGUGAGCAUACUUCUAUGCAGCACUUGGCCAAUUUUGAACUAAAUGUAGAUUUCAUUUUGCAGUUUGUUUGGAGAUUUUUUUGAGAAUGCUGGCUUCAUAGCAUGACACAUUUUGGAACUACUUACCAGUUCUCCAAACUUGGAUUUUACUUCUCUGAGUGCUGUAACUGAGGUUUCUUUCCUCUUGAUCCUCAGGAGAGCUAAGUUUAGGAGAAAAAAGUCUUUCUCGUGGUAAUUUCCCUGAACUUUAAAUCUGAAAAUCAUCCUAUUGCAUCAUACAGUUAGGGGAAGAGUCCUCAUUAUAUACAACUGACACCUUCCCUUUUGCAGUCAUGUCUUGCUUGUGCUGGUUAUGUGACUAGAUGUGAAGUUUGUUCAAAGUUUAACUUCAAACUUAAUGAUACACUUAAAUGAGAAGUAGAUCAAAUGAAUGCUGUAGUUUAAAUUUACAAAUCAACUUUAGCUACAAAGGAAACUAAAGCAUGUUGGUGGCAUGACGCUUAUCAGUCCAGAUCUAGACAUCACUUAACAUUAUUUUGACUGUGUGGCUGUAUGGCAAGGUAUUGGAAGUUCUAUAGAAGUGUCCCUUUUUUCAUUUUGAAUAUCUUUAUAAAUAUUUGCAUGGUUUUUUCUUCUCUAGUGUGUCAGCUGUACUUUCAAAAAAAAAAAAAGCAGAAGUUCUGUUGUGUAUAAAGCUCCUGAUGAAAGUACCUAUUUUUAUAAUAUUUGCACAACAGCUUAGCUUUUACAACAGAAAGGGCUCUUUUGACUUGUUAAACCUAUAAAUGGAGAUCAUAAAUGUGCAAUUCAGGUAAUUAAUAUAAUUCAGCACUUUACUGUUGAUUAAUGGUAGAAUAUAUUGUGGCACAUUAGCCCUGCAGAUGUCUUGAAGUGAAAUUCAGUUCUGUUGAGUAGAAUACGCUUGUUUCUUAGCCUAGCAUAUUGGGUAUUGUUGACUAAAGGUUUCAUUCCAGUGGUGGGUAGUAAACAUACCUAUGGGCUUCUUGCUCCAGAGAUUCAACAAGUUGACUUAUGGCUUUUGUCAGAUUUAUGAAAAUUUAAAGGCCAAAUUAACCAGAUAAAGGUAAAGCUGUAAUAGGAGAGUAAUUUUUGAUUAUUCUUAUUUCUAACCUUAUGUUGGAACAUCUUUGUCUUCUGGGAAUUAAGUUGGGCAAGAAUGUAUCUUGAGGGCAUGUUAGAAUAGUUCUUCAUUCCUUUCUGACUAUUUUGGGGUUCUUGUUAAACUGUACACUAUUAGCUUCAUCAUUCUUGGGGAAAAAAAUACAGGAAUGUUUUUAAAGAAAGGCAUGUUGAAAGUGCCAUUGGUGUAUUGCCACUUCCAGGCUUUAAUUAGAAGUGACUUUAUCCCAUGCCACGCAUACACGUUUGAAAAUCUGGGAAUGAAGAAAUCCAACUACUACUAUGUAUUUUCAAGAUAAACUCUUGAAUUAGCUGCAUUUUUCUGAUGAUUAAAAUACGUGCCACCCAAGUUGUCCCUUCUGAGAACAACAGCUUGAUUUUUAUAUUCCUUCUUUUUAUUUUUUUUAUUUUUAGAGGCAAACAAGAAAUCAUGCCACAGUACAAAUAAUCCACGUUAUGCCAAGUCAUAAAAAUAAUUCUCCUUCUAUAGGUUACAGGAAGACAGAUUUUAACAUAUUUAGAGUUUUGUACUCCGGAAUCUUACUUGGUGAUUUUUGUUUAAAUUUGUCAUUGUAAUUUUCUAAUAACCAGUUUAAAAUUAGUUAUUUGGACAUUGUUAGUCCAGGAAUAUAAUUUCAAAAAAAUUAACUGUUAGCAAAGAGCAUUCAGUAUUGAACGCUGAACACUAUUGAAGACAUUUCCAAAAUGAUUGGGAAGCAGAUCAUCAUUAAUUGUAUGUAAAUCCAGUGGAGAUGAAGUCUUUCAGGGAAGGCCUAUUCUGUGAACUAUUUGCUUUACUUCUUAAAAAAUAUCUUAUGUAAUAGAGAGUACUGAUUUACUGUGUAUACUUCUGUCUAAAUAUCUAUCAAUAUAUGUCAAUUCUGAAAUGCAUCACCUCCAUUCAACAGUUAGCCUCCAUGUCAUGGAAAACUAUCUGCUGAACUCAUCGUUCUAAUUUUUACCACAUAUUUGAUGCAUUUAACUGUUCCAUAUCCUUCUAGACCUGUAUGUUUACAUUUCUCUUUAAUUUCUGCUUAAUUAAGAAAAAAAAAAGGCAGCGGAGGGCCUGCAUUGGAUAACGUGUUAUAGAUUAAUUUGAGGAUUUCUUGAUUAAGAGACGUGGCAGGCCUUGUCAUACUUGCCUGAACCCCUGUGGCCAGUGCUGAUGGGUAGUAACAAAUUUUCCCUCAGCUACUGGUUCUUCCCAAUGUUGUCUCCACUGCAGUCUAGAUAUCAAUGUUCUGGACAAGAGGGUUUGUUUUUUUUUCUUUUUAGUCAUGUUACUCAUUCAGAGGUGGCCGUAAAAUGAUUUUAGUGAAACCUAUUCAUUUUAAAUGCAGUAGUACAGCUAGCUCAACUUGAUAUGGUCAGGGCAAUGAACUAAAGAGCAUUCAGAAUGCAGCUUUUUGUUGUAACUUCAACUAUUCUUGUCAUAUCUGGGCUUUUCUCUGGUGAGGUGUGCAGUUUCUGAGCUACCAGCACAAAAAAUGUUGAGAACACUGUGGAAAAAAAUUGUAAUGCUCAGCAAGGGUGACACAGGUUUUAAAACUGAUUAAGCAGUUUACAAGUGCAAAGAUACCUCCUUGCUUGUUAAGACCUCUUAAGGUGUAUUUGGGGAUUAUGAGGAGGGAGCAGGGACAGAAAUACUCCUUUGAGUUUUUCUUCCGUUCUUCUUGGGCUUCAACAGAAAUACUUCAGUCAGGUAGAUGAACAGUACUCUGGUAAAAAGUGAGAUGCUGUUCUUAUCAGAUUCUAACAUUAUAUUCCUGCUCUUGUAUCAUACUGGUAACGAGGUUCCAGCUGUCUGUGAUGUCUCUGUUCUUUUUAAGUGCAAUAUGAAUGCACUUUCUGAAAUGCAAGGCAACAAUUCAUUUUCCAUAUGUACUUCACAGCAGUCCCUGGGUAGGAAUUUGUGUAUUUCUGAAGUCCUCAAAAAGUUCUCUCCUAAUAAAUGUUUUGCAGUUCAUUAAAAUUAAACUCUUUCAAUUUUUUUAUAAAACACUUAAAAUUAAAAAAAAAAAAAAAGAAAAACACUUAAAAAAAGGGAAAAAAAAAUAAAAGGAAUAAAAUGCCAUAGCAAAAUCUUUACAAAAGUAUUUUAAAAGGGGAUAAAAAUGUGCCUCUCCUCAGUUUUAUAUCAACUGCAAGGUGAUGGUGGCAGAACAUGACUACUGUUGAAAGAGCUUCUUCAAGCUUUGGAAUAUGCAGAAUGGAAUGCAUGUUAUACUUUGAAAUGUUGACAGAUGUGACCAUGUAGACUUAACACUAAUUUCUAUUUUCUGUGACUGCAAUAAAGUCAAGCGGUAUUUGAUGUUUCAAAGUAAUUAUGAGGAAAUUAAUGGGAGACCUGCUAGACUGUCUUGGCUUUGAGUGUGAAUGUACUUGUUGAACCCUCAGUGAGGGCAGAAUGAAAAGGUAUUGUUUGUUUGGUUUUAACUGAUUUUGUAUUUGUUCCAUUCUACCACGAGGAAUUCCUGUGCAGGGUGAGCUUCAUGUAUGGAAACAUUGCAGUUUCUUUUUUACGUGAAGUAAUUUAGCUUUAGCAUCAAUGUAAAAAAAAAAAAAAAAAGAAUAACAAGCAUAUUUCUGUGCUUAAACUCUCUUGAGGCUCCAGAUGCAGAUUAUAUUAAAAAUAUGUUUUGGAGAAUA